AUGCCUACACCAACAACACAACCAAGACCAUCAACAUUCCGCCAACACCUCGCAGCCAACACUUUUACUCUCCCUGUAAUCCUCCUCUUCUUACUCAUCGCGUUCAACAAAUGGAUUUCUUCCUAUGAUCUGGCCUUUCCGAUGAGAGUAUGGUUGUGGAUCACGGAUUUAGGGGUCGUGAUGGUCGGGGUGGGUAUGUUCGGGGCUAGGAUUGCGGGCGAGGGGGCCAAAGUCAAGUGA
Messenger RNA from Aureobasidium namibiae CBS 147.97, 240 nucleotides. RefSeq lists its product as uncharacterized. The record is from RefSeq and is a predicted model, not a curated record. The transcript has a single exon. The coding region runs from base 1 to 240 and encodes 79 amino acids. NCBI's taxonomy places the organism in Eukaryota, Fungi, Ascomycota, Dothideomycetes, Dothideales, Saccotheciaceae.